AUGUCGUCGAUGGUUUUUUCUUCGCGCAUCUCCUCCUCGGCGAAGGCGACUUUGAGCCCAGGAAAUGAGAACGAGCGCGCAAUCAGGAGGAGGAGGAGGAGAAGAAGAAGCUCGAUUUCCUCGUCGUCUGAAUCGUCGUCUUUAACGAAGAAGAGGAGGAAUUUUUGUUGCGCGUUUGUGACGAGCAAAAAAAGGAAUAUUGGCGGCGUCUUUUUUCCCAACACAUCAUCAUCAUCAUCAUCGUCGUCGUCGUCGUCGGGGAAAGAGAGGAGGAAAACAACAACUUUAGCGAGUAAUGCCACGAAGGAUUUGACGACGACGAGGAUGGGAAAAGAGCGUUCGAUGACCAGCAGAGCACGACGGUACCAAAUCAACAAAAGAAGACUCUCUACUACCACCACUUCGUCAGCCACGGCUUCGAACCGAGGAGGCGAAACCGCCAACGCGAGCGGGUUAGCCGUGGGUGGCUUUGCAGCCGUGAAACCUUUACUUUCUAGAUUAUUACCAAUGAGUGCGAUGUUUUAUUGCAUGGCGUUUGCGAAUUCAAUCUUGGACGCGUUGAAAGAUACGCUGGUCGUGACUGCGUUUGGCGGCGCCGAGCAGAUUCCGUAUUUGACGGUGUACGCGGUGUUGCCGAUGUCGUUGUUGUUCGUGUCUUUGUUUACGAAACUGAGCCAAAGGUGGGGUAGGGAGAAGCUGUUUUAUGCCGCGAUUGGAACAUUCAUAAGCUUUUUUGUGUUGUUUACGAUUGUGUUGUACCCGAUGCGCUCGGUUUUGCACCCGGUGGACUUAUCCGUGCAGUUGUUGAAAUGGCUGCCGAGCGGUUUGAGAGGCGGCAUCGCGGUCUUUACGAAUUGGACGUAUUCAUUGUUUUACGUGUUUAGUGAGUUAUGGGGCGACGUCGUUUUGUCGUUGCUGUUUUGGGGUUUAGCGAACGAGACGACGUCGUUGCACGACGCGGCGAUUAUAUAUCCGUUGCUCGGUAUCGGGGCGAACGUCGCUCAGGCGAGUUCUGGGUUUAUGAUGAAAUGGGUCACCGGGAGUGGAAAUUUCAUCUCUUGGGAUGCUAAGCUCCGCUUUUUAAUGACGGUAGUUUUAACGUGUGGUGGGUGCGCGACGUUGAUUCACGCGUACAUUUGCGAUAAGCAAAGGCGACGGUUGUUGAAGGUUGAGAAGAAGAAUAAUAAAAUUACGCCCGAGAAGAAUGAAGAAAAAAAGAAAGUUUACGACGUCUAUUUGGACGACGCGGACAUCGAUGAAGCGAGCGAAGAAGACGAUUCGAACACAGAGGUGGCUAGGAUUGAAAUUCUUCCCAUCGAAGAUAUACAAAAGAGUAAAGACGAAGAUUCCAUGGACGAGUCAGAGCUUGUGCAGAGAGAACUUUCGCAACGGGUAGGAAUGACGGAAAGCGCACCGCCGACGAAAUCGCAAAUGGCAAAAAGAAAUCGGUCGAAGUCGAAAAGAGGUUUGUUUGAUGCGUUGAAGUUCGUUGCGAACUCGCCAGAGUUGUCUUGCUUAGCCGUGAUGGCGAUUUCACAAGGCAUCUCUACGAUUUUGUUCCAAGUCGCCUGGAAGACGCAGUUGAGAAUUUUACACCCCGACCCGACCGCGUACGCGCAAUUUAUGGGCAACGUGCAAAUGUACUCUGGAUUCGUAACUGGAAUAUUUAUGAUCUCCGCACCGUUUCUGUUUAGGAACAUCGGGUGGAAAGGAACCUUAUCGAUUACGCCAAAGUGCGUCAUUAUUCUCGGUUGGUUCUUCUUCGGAACCUCGAUUUACGCGUCCCGAGUUGGCCUUUUGUCGCAAACGAGUUAUUGGCUUCCAAUUUUAGUUGUUGGCGGUGCUGCAAUUUACAUUGUCGAACGAGCGGCGAAGUUUUCGCUGUUCAAACCAGCGGAAGAGAUGGUGUAUAUUGCAUUAGACGAUGAGGCGAAAUCUAAAGGUAAAGCCGCCGUGGACGUGCUAGGUUCGCAAUUUGGCAAAACUGGUGGUAGUUUCAUGCAACAAGGUCUGCUAUUUUGGUUCGGGAGCAUUAUCGCGGCGUUACCAGUCAUGGUUUUCUUUCACUCGACCAUUGCAUUGGUAUGGUUAGCGGCGGUGUACACGCUCGCGGGGAGAAGAGAGGCGCAGCUUGACGCGGAAGUCAAAGGCGAUUAG
Molecule: messenger RNA, 2157 nt
Organism: Bathycoccus prasinos
Lineage: Eukaryota; Viridiplantae; Chlorophyta; Mamiellophyceae; Mamiellales; Bathycoccaceae
Product: ADP/ATP translocase
Exons: 1
Coding region: 1-2157 (718 amino acids)
Biological process (GO): nucleotide transport
Cellular component (GO): membrane
Molecular function (GO): ATP:ADP antiporter activity
Source: RefSeq, a predicted model, not a curated record